AUGAUUGAUAGAUGGGACUGCAUCACCCUCAAUGAGAGCACUGUCCACCCGAGCAUCUUCGCCACAGCCGAGAAGGAUGUGUUGCGGCGGAACGAGCAGCUCGGUAUUGGCGCCAGCGAGUUCGAGCUUUUGAGCGCCACCGCCUUUAACCUGUUUCGAUCUUCUGGGGUGGAUUUUGGCGUCGUCGAGGUCGGCCUUGGUGGAAGGGACGAUGCCACCAACAUGCUGGACAAUAAAGCCGUAACUGUCAUCUCCAAGAUUGGCCUGGAUCAUCAGUCUUUCUUGGGCAACACUCUUGCUGAUAUUGCGCUGCACAAAGCCGGAAUUAUGAGACAGGGCGUUCCCUGCGUCGUCGAUGGUAGCAACCCGCGUACUGUCCUAGAUGCCUUACACAGCCAUGCCAAGAGCGUUGGGACCGACAUCGUCCUCGCCCCGCCGUCUUCAGACACACAAACGCAGCUUUCUCGACAAGGAUUUGCACCUCACCAGGUCCAGAAUCUGUCGUGCGCUCUCGAGGCUUUUCGGGUAGUUUGUCCGGAUAAAAGGUCCACCCCCUUAUCGAAGCUGUUGCCAGUUCUACAAAAAGUUUCAUGGCCUGGGAGGCUGCAGACCAUCGACAUCGGCAAAAUCACUGAUAGUAAUAAAUCAGCACUGUUAGACGGUGCACAUAACGUCCAAUCAGCAGAAGUUCUGGCUCGGUAUGUCGAAGCCCAUAUUAGGAAUGGAAACGACCCAGUCACGUGGGUUCUGGCUGCUUCUGCUGGGAAGGAUGUGGCAGGAAUAUUUGAGCUUUUGAUAAAGCCACAGGACCGAGUGGCAGCCGUCCGAUUUGGGCCGGUAGACGGCAUGCCGUGGGUUGUCCCUGAGGAUCCUGAUUUGAUCCUCAAGUUGGCGUCUGACCUAGGGGUAGAUAGAUCACGCCUUUUCAACAGCGACACGGACCUGAGGCAAGCUUUGAAAUGGGCCGUCUCAACAAGCCGCGACCAGCCAGUUGUAAUUGCCGGAAGCUUGUAUUUAGCUGGUGAUGUUCUCAGACUUUUGAGAUAA
Molecule: messenger RNA, 1047 nt
Organism: Pyricularia pennisetigena
Lineage: Eukaryota; Fungi; Ascomycota; Sordariomycetes; Magnaporthales; Pyriculariaceae
Exons: 1
Coding region: 1-1047 (348 amino acids)
Biological process (GO): folic acid-containing compound biosynthetic process
Cellular component (GO): cytosol; mitochondrion; cytoplasm
Molecular function (GO): tetrahydrofolylpolyglutamate synthase activity; ATP binding; dihydrofolate synthase activity
Source: RefSeq, a predicted model, not a curated record